Micropterus dolomieu (smallmouth bass) is the source of this 3881-nucleotide messenger RNA. RefSeq names its product transmembrane protein 260 (gene tmem260). Lineage: Eukaryota; Metazoa; Chordata; Actinopteri; Centrarchiformes; Centrarchidae. The transcript has 16 exons. The record is from RefSeq and is a predicted model, not a curated record. The coding region runs from base 390 to 2453 and encodes 687 amino acids.
CUUGUCUUCCACCGCCACAAUCAACGUUAAUUGUUAUAUUAUCCAGAGACAAUAUAAAUCACAACUAGCUCGAUGGAUGCUGUAACUUUUAGGGAUGGCGCUUCAUAUAGUAUCGCGAGUUUAUCUCGUUGGCGAGAAUCAGGCUGCCACUUCCCGGGAACAGAAACGGUUCAAUUGAGCCAACUGUCGAGCCUGCGCAAAUAAAGUUAAGUUAAAUAUGUACUUGGUGUCAUAUUAACUAUACUUCAGCUCUUGCUUAACAUCGGUUAUCAGGUUAACUUAGUUUACGGUUCUAUUUAAAGCGCCCGUAAUGUGUGGACGCUAACGUUUGCUAGCCCGCUAGUUAGUCGACAUUAGCAGAACUCUCGGUAUUUAUCCAGAAAGAAAAAAUGGCUGCGGAGGAGAGGACAAGCUGGAUACUGACAUGUGCUACGGUCGCUUUUGUCGCCGCUCUGUAUGUGCCCUGUGUGCAGAGGACUGUCCCCGGUGGAGACUCAGGAGAGCUGAUCACCACUGCUUGUGAGCUGGGGGUGGCCCAUCCUCCAGGAUACCCUCUCUUCACCUUACUAGCUCGCCUGGCUAUGUGUCUUUUGCCUUCACUGUCUCCAGCCCACAGCGUCAACCUGAUGAGUAGUAUGCUGGGGUCUGCAGCCUGUGGUGCCCUCUGCAUUUCUGUUUGCAGGUUGACAGGUCCUGGUCCUGGAGCAGUACUGGCUGGAGGGCUGUUUGCUGUGUCCAGGCUGAGCUGGCAGUGGUCCAUGGUGGCAGAGGUCUUCACCCUCAACAACCUUUUUGUCGGUCUACUGUUCUUCUUGACUGCUAGCUUUCACUGUGCUGAAAACACCACCCAGAGGAGGAAGAUUGCACAUUUGGGAGCGCUCUGCUGUGGCUUGGGCCUCUGUAACCAGCACACCCUGGUGCUGUAUGUACUGGUCAUCAUUCCCUGGGUCCUUCACCGACUUUACUCUUGCAGGGAGCUGUCUUUGCGUGGCUUUGUGUCCCUAGGAGUGUGUUUCCUCGCUGGCUUUCUGCCGUACAUCUACCUGCCCAUCUCCUCCUACCUCAACACAGCCCGCUGGAGCUGGGGGGAUCAGACCACCCUGUCAGGCCUGCUGACCCACCUGCUGAGGGCUGAAUAUGGCACCUUCAAUCUGGCAAAGACAGAGAGCUCUGUAAAUUUGACCACAAUGCUAAAGGCCCAGUUGGACCACUGCCUGGCAGACCUUUCGCUUCCUGUUGUGGUGCUGGCAGGAAUAGGCCUCCUCCUAUCCUCAUGGGACAGGACGUGUCGCUCAGUGUCCUGGCUGUUGACCGCCAUGCUGGUGGUCUACUCAAUGUUUUUUGCUUGGAGAGCUAACCUGGAAAUCAGCAGACCCCUACUGCUUGGAGUGGUUGAGCGUUUCUGGCUCCAGAGUGAUGCUGCAGUGUGUGUUCUGGCAGGGCUCGGCUUGAGCCGGACACACACCGAGCUGGAGAGGAGGCUGGGUCGUGGGGGGGUGUGGAAGACCACAGGCUGGGUCUUCACCAUAGCUCUACUGGCACAUAUGGUACACACCAAUCACAGCGAGUGUGAUCAGAGCAGAAACAGUGUGGUAGAGAGGUUCGGCAGGGAGCUGCUGGCCUCUGUCCCAAGAGAUUCAAUCAUCCUGACCAGAGGAGAUCUGCCUGGAAACUCACUGCGCUACAUAUACUACUGCCAAGGUGUACGGCCCGAUGUACGUCUGGUGGACCAGGAGAUGAUGACAUACAUGUGGUAUGUGGCCAAGCUGGCGCAGCACCACCCUGGGGUCCACUUUCCCGGCCGCUGGUGGGACCCUGUCCACCCUGAGGAGAAAGACACCUUCAAUCUGGAGCAGUUUCUGUCCCACAACACACAUAGGGAUGUGUUCGCCUGCAUUGGGCUUCCUGACGGAGACCCAAGUUGGGAACGCAGUUUCUCUCGUUGGCCCCUGGGCGUGUGUGACUAUUUGGUGCCAGCUCAGACGCAGUUUCACCCUAAGGAAUGGGCCCUUCGAACUCGCAGCAUCUACAACUGGAGUGAGCCACACAACAGUUUCCAUCCUGCAUCCUGGGAGCAUGUCGCUAAUGAGGAGAUGUGGCAAGCCAGGAUGAAGACGGCUUUCUUUCUGUUUGACCUGGCAGAAAGGAUGCAGGGAGAGGGGAAAGCUCGCCUCUUUGAGCUGUCUUACACUCUGUAUAAGGAGAUUGUGGAGGCCUACUCAGACUACCCUCCAAACUGGGACAAGAACUUGGCACUGGCCUGCGAGAGGCUGCUCCGCUCAGGUCACCGGGGCUACAGUCCACACAGCCUGCUGACCUGCGGCAUCCAGCAUUUCAGUCUGUACUUAGAGAAGGAACCCACAGAUCCCCAGGAGCCCGCCAUACGCUCGGCCAUCACUCACCUGCUCAAAGAGAGAGAUGGGCUCCGGCAGAGCCGGAGGCAAACACCAUAAGAAGAUCUAGACAGACCUACAUGGAGCUAGGGCACAGAGUGUGCCGCGAGCCCAGUUGUAGUACAAGGCACCGAGGAUGAGGUCUGACUGAGAAAGAUAGAAUGAUGUAUUGGUAUUUAGUUAAGGUUUGGGCUAAAUUGACUUGGGAGUUAAGAGGAAUGCUGAUGCAGAAGUACCAUUGUGUAGUUAUCAAACAGAACUCAACAAAGGACAGAGACCUGCUACUCAGCCAUGCUUCAUUUGAUGAACGUUUACAGUUGACCAGAGACAGAGCUUGACUUCAGGAAGCCUUGACUGACCCCAAUCAAGCUGUGCGUGCUCCCCUGAAACUCAGCCAUUCGAUUGCUUUAUCGUUACAUCUUCUUCUCUCUUUUUUCUCUCCUCUUCGGCUCUCACAGUUUUUAACAUGCUGAUUAUUUUUCCUCAGCCACUGCUCUACUUCUCUUUUUCUCACAUUAGAACGGCAAGGUCGAGAUUGAGGGAAAACCAAUUUGGGGGCAGAAAUGGGGGAUUAGAGCAGCUGUUUAAUCUAGGACAGACUUGUGCAGUGCCACACAGUAGUCACUCCACAUAACCAGCACCACCCACCCCUCUAUGCACCCGUCUAUCCUUCCAUCAGUCUAUCUUAGAUGGUCCUUUAAAUGUUUAAAACUAAUGGAUUCAAUGAGUGUUUUUUUCCCCUCCCUAAUGGGAGGGCUGUAAUCCCUCAUGGAUUUAAAUGAAAUGUGAAAUGUCACAAUGCCAGGGACCCUUUUAGACGUGCAUUUCUGUGUGCAUGUGUGUUGAUUUGUGUUUGCAUGUUGACAUGCGUGUGGCUGAACAUGCUUAAAUCUUCGCCCAAGCCUUUUCCCUACCGGAAACCUCAUAUAAACAUAGUCCAUAAACAGAUUGGCACACUGGAAAGAGAGAGAAGCACAAAGUCAUACAAACUUCAGGGACACACGUAGACGCACAAGACCACCAGCUUCCCAGCUCCCAGUAAAAUGAACUUUUAGCCCUGUGAGGGUUGCUGGAGGGACUAUGUGCCAUGCAAACACUGCGCGUAGACCAGAGUAUCUUGUCUUUGAUGUGUUCUCAGGGUCCAAAACCGCAGUUACACACUGUUUUUGUAAAUGCUGGAGUUGAUGUUAAUGAACUUUGUGCCAUGAAAUUUGUCACGCAGGGGUCAAACCAGUGUAUUGCCAUAAGCUUUAUAAAACACUGCUGAAGGAGCCUGCUGUUUGAGAUACCACUAGAAAGCGGCGGACAGUGAGUGCAUGUGUAGUUUUCUCAGAAUGUAAUCUGCCCUCUCUGUUCCCAGGCCUGGUUAGCGGCUGUCAGCUGGCUGGAUGAUGAGAUUCGACCUGCUGUAGCACAGAUGGUUUAGUUUCUCAUAAAAAAAGGGAAAACUGUCACUCUGCUUUCUACAGAUUAAACUAUUUCAACAAA